This is a messenger RNA of Aspergillus udagawae, 1050 nucleotides long. RefSeq lists its product as uncharacterized. The coding region runs from base 1 to 1050 and encodes 349 amino acids. The record is from RefSeq and is a predicted model, not a curated record. NCBI's taxonomy places the organism in Eukaryota, Fungi, Ascomycota, Eurotiomycetes, Eurotiales, Aspergillaceae. The transcript has a single exon.
AUGGCUGUACAGUGGGAAGUCACCGAUUUCAGGGUUGAGACCAGCCCAGGCGAUCAUACCCGAGAUAGCCUCUUCGCCAAUGGUCAAAUGCAGGUACCUGUAUUUGUGUCGAUUGCAGCGAUCAAUCCGACCACCGGUGCAGGCCACACGCUAAGCGCGGCGCAGCUUAAUACGAUCAAGCUGGUGGACUAUUUCAGUCCUACUACGCAACUGUCGGCCCCUUGGACUUAUUCGGGCCAGGAAAACGAAUUCCACCAUGUGUUGCCGUCAGCUGCGAGUACUGAGACGCCGCAGACCGACGCGUCCAACCAAACUACAGCGUUGCAAAAGAAAACCUGGUGGGUUUCGAGCUCGAGAGUCGAGCACAAGAACAUCGGGGCAAGCAUCCAGGCUCCCAAUGGGACCAUCUACCAUACCGGCGGCGGUGGGCCGGGCAGGUUUGAUUCCCAUGUGACCAUCACCGGUAUAGCCCCCCUCCAUUACAACAUGAGCAAUGUCCAGUUCGACCGAGAGGAUACCAAAAAUGGGACGACUACAAAUGGGAACUUUGCAUUCGAUCAGGACAAUUAUUAUUUUUCAAGCAAGGCCCAUCGAUUUCAAAAAGUCGAAGUCAGGGGCCAUUUUUUUGACCCGGCGAACGAUCCACCGAGUGAGCGAUGUUAUUUGCGAGUUUCUAAGGGGGGAAUCUUCGAACAAAGCUACCUGCACUACUUGUGGCCGAUGGGCUCGCAACAAACAAGGCAAGCAGGGCACAAGAACGCACGAGCCGAUAUUACAAUCAAUCAACGACAGGGUGCCCUAUGUUUCACCCGCUUCACUCUUGGGGGCAUAGGCAGAUUAUACCCCGAUAAUGGUGGCUGGUAUACGAAUCAGUUCACGAUAUAUGAUCAAUAUGGCAAUUGGGGGAAAUUCCAAGCAGGUCAUGACGGUUCAAAAAACCUCAUCACCAUGUCCGCUGUCAAUUCGUUAUUGGAUGAACAGUCCUCGCCCAGCGAGAAUUUCACACCCAUCAGUCCAGAGGAGGCGGCUUCUCUUGAUCUGGAAAAUUGA